Molecule: messenger RNA, 2424 nt
Organism: Hippocampus comes (tiger tail seahorse)
Lineage: Eukaryota; Metazoa; Chordata; Actinopteri; Syngnathiformes; Syngnathidae
Gene: frmd3
Product: FERM domain containing 3
Exons: 17
Coding region: 402-2267 (621 amino acids)
Biological process (GO): actomyosin structure organization
Cellular component (GO): cytoskeleton
Molecular function (GO): cytoskeletal protein binding
Source: RefSeq, a predicted model, not a curated record
UUAUUUUUCUGUUAACGUGUGAUUGAUCCUCUCCUUCAUUGUUGUCACAUUCUGAUUAAGUGGGCAUUUGGCCGUUUUUUUUCUGACCACGUCAAUAUGACAUUACACGUCCCUAAUGACAUCUUGUGUGCAAGUGCCCUUUAAGUUGAAUCUACAGAGAGAGAGAGUGCGGGAGAGAAAGCGAGAGAGAGAGACAGAGAGAGAGCGAGAGAGAGAGAGAGAGAGAGAGAGAGAGAGAGGAUGACUCCAUGCUGUCUGUGCUACAGCUGUGGGCAGCAGACGUGCUCCAUCUGUCCGUCCUGCUCAUCCUCCUCUUCCUGCAUCCGCCCAUUCAUCCAUCCCAGCAGCUUCAGAUGCACUGACAUGCCGCGUGGUGCUUCGCUUCAGAGCCUCACACGAGGAUGAAAAUGCUCCGCUUCCGCAGCCCCAGCAUCCGCUCUCUGGAGAACCACCAGGAGAUCCCGUGCACCAUCCGCCUGCUGGACGACUCGGAGAUCUCCUGCAACAUCCAGAGAGACACCAAGGGCCAGUUCCUGUUCGACCAUGUGUGUAAUCACUACAACCUCCUCGAGAAGGAUUACUUUGGUAUUCGCUACGUGGAUCCAGAGAAACAGAGGCAUUGGCUGGAGCCGAAUAAAGCUGUGGUUCGACAGAUGAAAUCUCUGCAGCCCUUCACAAUGUGCUUCAGAGUCAAAUUCUACCCACACGAGCCAAUGAAGAUCAAAGAGGAGCUCACAAGGUACCUGCUCUACCUCCAGCUGAAAAGAGACGUCUACCACGGCCGUCUCCUCUGUCCCUUUGCGGAAGCUGCCUAUCUGGGCGCGUGCAUUGUGCAGGCCGAGCUGGGGGACUAUGACCCGGAGGAGCAUCCGUCCGACUACAUCCGAGACUUCAGGCUGUUCCCCAAACAGUCGCUUAAACUGGAAAGGAAAAUCAUGGACAUACACAAGACUGAGCUCAGGGGUCAAUGUGCCGCCUUAGCGGAACUCAACAUGCUCCAAAGGGCUCACAACCUUGAAACGUACGGAGUUGACCCUCACCCAUGCAAGGACUUCACUGGUUCCACAGCAUUCCUCGGGUUCACAGCGACCGGUUUUGUGGUCUUCCAGGGAAACAAGAGGAUCCAUCUUCUCAAAUGGGCCGACGUCAGUAAGCUCAAGUUUGAAGGGAAAACAUUUUACGUCAUCGGCAUUCAAAAAGAGUCGUCUCUGAAGAAACUGGUGUUGACGUUUCACACCUCGACCCCUGCAGCGUGUAAGCACUUGUGGAAGUGUGGGGUCGAGAAUCAGGCUUUUUACAAGUGUGCAAAAUCAAGUCAGAUAAAGACCAUGUCCAGUAGCAACAUUUUCUUCAAGGGCAGCAGGUUCAGAUACAGUGGAAGAGUAGCCAAGGAGGUCAUAGAAGCAAGCUCAAAAAUCCAGAGAGAUCCACCUGAGGUGUGCAGGGUGCAGUUUGGCCAAAGUCGAAGCUUUAGCUCAUUGAGUCAUAAAAACCUCAUCAUGAAUAUGGAACCUCUGGUACCAGCCCUGCCCUCGACCAACGAGUACGACGAGACAGCCGCGGAAAACGGCUUCGUUGCUGUGAAGGACUCGGCAGCGUUGUCUCCCGUCAAAUGUUCGGCCGCUCCUGCAGACCAUCAACCGAGUAUAGAUGGAGCAAACUGUGCGUCAGACCUGCCACCUCCCCGCCAUGCCACGGAGACUUCAAGUAUCCCACCUCAGACGGCCAAAGUGGGAAGCGAAAUGGAUGAGGACGAGGAGGCCGACGGAGAGCGAACCAUAUCUGAGCUUGUCUACAGCCCUUGCGCCAGCAUGCUUCCCACCCCGGUGGACGACAGCCAAGGAGGCGUGGACCUGCUCUUCUCGUCACCCGUCCAGAGUCCCGCCAGGCUUCUGAGGGAGCUCCACGCCGAUCCCGACAUCCAGGCCCAGCUGGAGGCCGAAAGGGAGCGCGACCGGGCCUUCGAACGUGUCCGUCUUGCAGCGAGAGGGGGAAGCACGGGCGUCCUGAGCCUUCUGUCGUCCAACGCCCGGCUAAACGCGUGCGUGUUGAGCGUGGCCCGACUGAUUGCCGCGCUCACCGGCGUCCUGAUGGUCACCGUGCCCACGCUGCUGCUGUUGCUGGAGUCCGACCUGGAUGUGUCCUUCCUGCACGAGAUCCGUCAGACGCCGGAGUUCGAGCAGUUCCACUUCGAGUACUACUGCCCCCUUCGCCGCUGGAUCGUGUGCAAGAUCAGCAUGGCCAUGGAGAACCUGUGGUCAGACUGAACAUUGGAUGGGAAAGCUCUAGGACCAUGUGGCUAAAAGAGUGAAGGCAUCACUUCAGGGAAAAAAAAUAACUGAUGCCCAAAAGUCAUUAUUAUAUGGAUCUUCAGACAUGACAUGGAGGGAGAAAAAUAAAAAUUUGUGGUUACAAAUUAUGUAU